Messenger RNA from Salvia miltiorrhiza (redroot sage), 907 nucleotides. RefSeq names its product acyl carrier protein 1, chloroplastic-like. The transcript is spliced from 4 exons. The record is from RefSeq and is a predicted model, not a curated record. Gene Ontology annotation, biological process: fatty acid biosynthetic process. Gene Ontology annotation, molecular function: acyl carrier activity. Lineage: Eukaryota; Viridiplantae; Streptophyta; Magnoliopsida; Lamiales; Lamiaceae. The coding region runs from base 308 to 715 and encodes 135 amino acids.
AAACAAAAAUAUUAUUUUCCCAUAGUCUACAGAUGCUAAAUCCAACCUAUAACCCAACAACCAAAACAAAGCCCACUAUCCCCGCAACCAAACAACUCCCAUUUCGAUACCUUCAAAGAAGAUUCAAAUACAAAACCAGCUGCUAUAAAAUAACAGCUCAACACUCUUCUCGUACUUCACAUUUGUAUAUUAUUAAUCACUAUAUAUAUACAUUUAUAAUCUCACACUUCACACACUUCGUGCUCUCCGCCACCCCCCCUUUUUUCUUCUCUAAUUUUCAGAUCCGCUCUCUUUGAUCCCAUAAAAAAUGGCCUCUGUUACUGCUUCCAGUGUUAAGUUCUCAUCUGUUUCUUGCUUAAUCAAGCAAAAUCAGGUUUCAAAUCUGAAGAAGGCUUCACUGUCAUUCACCGGGAAUGGCUUCCAAUCUCGGCGAUUGCCUGUUCUUCGCUUCCGUGUUGCCUGUGCAGCCAAACCAGAGACAGUAAAGAAAGUGGUCGACAUAGUGAGGAAACAACUGGCUCUUCCUGAUGAUCGUGAUGUCAAUGGAGAGUCAAAAUUUUCUCUACUCGGUGCUGACUCUCUCGACACGGUUGAGAUUGUCAUGGGACUUGAAGAGGAGUUUGGAAUCUGUGUGGAGGAAGAGAGCGCCCAGAGCAUCAGCACCGUUCAAGAAGCAGCUGAUCUCAUCGAGGCGCUCUUGGAGAAGAAGUGCUGAACCAAUAGGUUUUCCUAGGAAAGUUCUGUAGCAAGAAAUUAUAUAUUUCAAUCAAUGUUUGUUGCUGUCUCAUGAGAAACCCUCACCUCGAGUUCAUGGUGUUGGUUUUUUUGUUUAUGUUUGAAGGCUAGCUCGUUUUCUUUGUCUUUCUUGUUUGGAUUCUAUUAAUUAUAUUUGAACUUCUCUUUUCUA